AUGGCGGCACUUAAGGAAGCUCCCGCGCCAGCGGUGCGCUGUUCAAAGCCCCUGGGCCUCAAGACUUGUAACCCAAUCCCUCCCGGUUUGCCUUCUCCCAAGGACGCCGCCGAAUCAGCAUCACCAACUUCACCGACCCUCUCCCACACAGCUUCUGACGACAGUACCAUUGCCGAUAUGCCUCCCGGCGGCAGACCAAGACAUGUUCCCCCGAAGCGGGAGGCUGACUUCAGCUCCCUGCUGUCGCCCCAGGAGAAGAGCGACUUAACCUCGCUCGUUGCCAGGACCACCGAUAUUAUGCAGAAGACAUUUACCCAUGUUUACGACUCAGCCGGUCUGGUCGAUGACGCUCCCCCGGUUCGUAACAAGUUCUGGAGCGGACUUCCAGCCCACCUGCGUGACUUCAGCAUCACCAAACCUCCUCCCCCCGUGGAGACGCAGCCCCAGAACCUCAAGAAGCGCACUAAGGGUAAGACCUCGAGGAGCCAAAAGGAAAAUGGAAACAUGCCUCGGGACAACAGAAACAACACGGGUGCUGCACUGCAGCCGGCUAACCCAUCUAAUCUGAAUAUCCAACGCGCACCUGAACAGGAAAAUGACAAGACGAUCGGACCUUACCUCCAGGAAUUGAAGAAGGAAGCCAUGCUACACUUCAAGAAAUGGCAGACAGCGGUACACAAGAGAGUGGGCGACAUCUCUGUCAAGCGGGCUGGAGAUGCCAACUUUAACUCCACGAUACCGAACAACAGGCGAGGCAGGAACAGGCCUACUGGAGUUACAACCCCCAGCAUCGAGUCCGACCCUGUCCUGAUGCAGCUCUACCCGCCGAUUCCGUCGACACUCUGCUACUGGCCUCUAGAGAAAAGAUUGCUAGUGCUUCAUGCUUUGCUACUCCUCUUGCUUUCACUCGAGCAUUACAGCGCAUAUACUCGCGUGCUGCUGCUCCAUAUCACCUCUUCGCUGAACCUUCCCCUUCGCGUCCUCGUUGAUGACGAGGUCCGGGUUGCCAAGGCUAUAGCGUGGAUGGCCAAGGAUAUCAAUCCGGAGGAGCUGAUUCAGAAGAGAAUCGAGGAGUGCGCUGGUAAGCCAUCCAGGAGGUGGAGGCACGGAUUGGCAAAUAUGGCUGGGACUAGCAGUUUUGGAAUACCUGGCCAUCUCGCGCCACCCCUUGUGGCUGCAGGCAUCGGAUCCGUCAAUGGAGGCUUCGGGCUUGGGCCCACUGCUUCUGCUGGCAUCUUGGGUUCGAUGGGCGAGAGUGCUUUUGUUGUCGGCGCUUUGCUCGGUAUCUACAACGCCAGAACUUCAGUCAAGUUGAUGGAGCAGUAUACCAAGGAGAUACAGGACUUUGCCUUUGUCCCCCUGCGCGGCUCGAUCGGCGAAGAUGGCGAGAUUGGGAAGAUCGAGCCAGAUGCCCGUCGUCUUCGAGUUGUGCUGACCAUUAGUGGAUGGCUGGCCGACGAGUCGGACGUCACUAACCCCUGGCGGGCUUUAGGACAGGCAAACGAGGUAUAUGCUGUGCGAUGGGAGGUGGACUCGCUCUCGAAGAUGGUUUUCACCAGUAUGACGGAAUCCCUUUGGCCCCUCGGCUUGCUCAAGAUCAACAAGAUUAUCGACAACCCCUGGAGCGUCGGCAUGGUCCGCGCUGACAAGGCCGGAGCUCUUCUCGCCGACGCCAUCAUGAACAAAGCUCACGGAGAGCGUGGAGUAACACUGAUCGGUUACAGUCUCGGCGCCCGUGCGAUCUAUGUCUGCCUAAUGGUCCUGGCUGAGCGCAGAGCUUUCGGUCUUGUCGAGAACGCCGUCAUGAUGGGUACACCGGCGCCCUCGGAAGCCCGUGUCUGGUGUACCAUGAGGAGUGUAGUCUCUGGUCGGCUUGUCAAUGUCUUUUCUGAGAACGACUACCUGUUAGGCUUCUUGUAUCGGACGAGCAGCAUCCAGUUUGGCGUCGCAGGUUUGCAGCGGAUCGAGGGUAUUGAUGGUGUCGAGAAUGUUGAUGUCUCUGCUAAGGUCAGUGGACAUCUCCGAUACCAGUACCUCGCCGGUAGCAUCCUGAAGCACAUCAACUGGGAGGACAUCAACCAAGAACAGGUCAGCCGAGAUGAGGCAGCCAUGGUAGCCGCAGAGGAAAGGGUGCGAGAGCGCGAGAAGAAGAGGGACGCAGUCGAGCGUGGGAUUGUGGUCAUUGAGAAGGCGAAGGAAGCUGCGAAAAACGAUCCGGGUAUUAUCAGGACCCGGAUGAGGAAGAAGAACAAGCGGUAA
This is a messenger RNA of Sordaria macrospora k-hell, 2259 nucleotides long. Lineage: Eukaryota; Fungi; Ascomycota; Sordariomycetes; Sordariales; Sordariaceae. The record is from RefSeq and is a predicted model, not a curated record.